Molecule: messenger RNA, 903 nt
Organism: Metarhizium acridum CQMa 102
Lineage: Eukaryota; Fungi; Ascomycota; Sordariomycetes; Hypocreales; Clavicipitaceae
Source: RefSeq, a predicted model, not a curated record
AUGCGUUACUCAAUUGUCUUCACUGCCGUGGCCGCCACCACCGUCUCCGGCCACGGUAUUAUUCGUUCCAUCACGGGCGCUAAUGGUGUCAUCAUGCCUGGUCUCAGUGUUGCUGAUGGCACCCCUCGCAACUGUGUCGCCAACGCCUGCGGCGCCCAGGCUGACACUGCCAUCAUCCGUGACAACGAAAUCAACUCGGGCCAACGUCCUACUCUCGGUUGGACUCAGGGCUCUGGCAACGUCAACCCUGAUGCCGUCGUUGAAAACUUCAUGGGCAGGGGCAAUGAGCCGCCCAAGAACAAGGGUGCUUCCGACUCGGUUGGCGUUGAGGACAACCUCCAGGGCCUCUCGACCCCCAAGGAACGCCGCGACGAGUACAGAAGGCAGAAUAACGGCCUCUUUCAAGGCAUUGCCAACCUUCCCAUCAUCGGUACCCUUGGCAUGGGCGGCACCCCAAAGACCUACCCCGUCGAGACCAUGAAUGCCGAUAUGCGCGGCCAGGGUGAGAAGUCUGGUCUUCCCACCGCUGACGAUAAUGGCAUUGUCAACCUGGUUUACCGACAGAUCAACCAGGAUGGCGCUGGCCCCAUGACUGCCGCCGUUGACUGCAGCUCUGGUGGCAAGGACCCCAAGGCCUUCCAGAGCGCCAGAGUCGUCCGUGAUGUCCCAGGAGCCGGUGUCUCCGGCCUGUCCAUCGCUACCAACACCGACUAUGCUAUGCAGGUCCAGGUUCCCCAGGGAUGCGCCUGCUCGGGUACGGUCGGAGGCCAGAAGAACGUGUGCAUUGUUCGUGUUCGCAACCAGGCUCUUGCCGGACCUUUCGGUGGCGCUGCUGCUUUCACCCAAAGCAAUGCCAGCCGCAAGCGUGCUCUCGAGUACCGUCUCGAAAAGCGCGACGAGUAA